Phytophthora nicotianae INRA-310 is the source of this 592-nucleotide messenger RNA. RefSeq lists its product as hypothetical. The record is from RefSeq and is a predicted model, not a curated record. Lineage: Eukaryota; Oomycota; Peronosporomycetes; Peronosporales; Peronosporaceae. Bases 97 to 498 code for a protein of 133 amino acids. The transcript has a single exon.
CGGCACAGAAGGCUCCGUGAUAUUUGUUUGUCACGUGGCUGUUGUUGCAGUCCACAUAGUUACAAACUGUAGUUCGGCUCGCAAUUUGGUCUCUCGAUGGAUCAAAUGCGUACUCUGCAGCUUUCGCUGGAUCAACGUAUCGCUCUUUUGCCUCGAGCUGCACCAAGUGGACCCUGCACACAAGUAUCUCGCCGUGCGGGUAACUUCCGUUCUUGUGACAGAGUCCCACUUGGCACAAACGCACAUCUCUCUUCUUCGUGUAACGAUAUCUCACAGGUUGCGGUUUCCCUUCAACAUGCGCGUCCAGCAGCAGCACCGACUGUAGAUGGCGAUGGCAAAAAAGUUCGUUGUUGUGAGGGCUCACACCCUGUUUCUUACAGCGAGGGAAGGCGCAUUUGCAGCGUGCAGUGGGAGCAGGAGAUGGCGGAGGCGGGGAAGGCGUCACGGAUGGACGAGAGAGCUGCUCGAAGUGAGGCAAGCACAAGUGGCGGCGGUUGAACUCGAGCUCUCCUGGAUUGGGGCAAUUGAGGAGGACGCACCGAGGCCAGGAACAGUAGCAAUUAUUGCCACAAAAUACUCUCUUGUUGAAGCG